GUCCAUUCAUAUGGAGACUGGAGUAUUGCUUCAGAACUCUGGAUUGAUGCCUUAUCGUUCAUUAUGCCAUGGAAAGAGUUGGAGCUCCGUGACUAUAAUAGAUAUUUGACUGGAAUCUUCACUGACAUCCACUAUAGUGUCCAUUCCUACAUCAUCAACUUUGAUCAAGCAUGUCAGCUCAAAGUUAAAGGAAAAAAAUACCUUCAUUUCAAUGACUUCCAUGAGUUUAAGCAGCUUGAAACCUCUCACUUGUCUUCCCUUGGAAUGGUUGUCUUUACUGAACUCCAGUGCCCCUCUGGACUACCAAGUUCAUCAGACAAGGGUUCAGGAAAGUCAUUGAAUGCGGGACAAAAAUUGGCACAUACAGAUUCUUCCUCACAGAGAGAGCCAUGCCAUAAUUGGAACUGA
Messenger RNA from Suillus fuscotomentosus, 408 nucleotides. RefSeq lists its product as uncharacterized. The annotation marks the transcript as partial. The record is from RefSeq and is a predicted model, not a curated record. The transcript has a single exon. Lineage: Eukaryota; Fungi; Basidiomycota; Agaricomycetes; Boletales; Suillaceae.